AUGUCUUCCAAUCUACAUUGGACAUCGACAUUGUUACUUGCCAUUCCGGCCAGCCUAGAUGACAGGUCCGACACGGUGGCAGCAUUUGUCUCGCUUGCGAGAGACAACGAUUGGUAUGGGAAGUUGAUAAUUGAAGAAGAUGGAGACAAUCUGUUGCUGAAAUUAGUGAAAGAAGGGAAACCAGAAGGUCAGGAGAAUGUUGCGGCUGCAAUCGGAUUGCUACGUCGUGAUCCUGAGAGCGUUGAACACAUGAUUCAUGUCGGUGUAUGCUCGAUGCAACUACUGAAUCUCAAUCUUUCUGGAACUUUAUCUCCUGAAAUAAGGCGAUUAUCUUAUAUGCAAAUAUUGGAUAUCAUGUGGAACAACAUAGGUGGGAGUAUACCAAAAGAGAUAGACCAACUUACAUCCUUGAAAUUCUUGCUUUUAAAUGGAAACAAUCUAACAGGCUCCAUGCCAGAAGACAUUGGGAAUCUCCCCAAUUUGAACCGCAUACAAAUCGACCAGAACCACAUAUCUGGACCAAUACCAGUUCUAAUAAUCUUUUUCCCCAUUUUAUGUCCCUUCACUGACUGCUACCAUCAGUUUUUAAGCAAUGGGACAUUCCCACAACAACCACAGCAAGGUGGUGGCAUGUAUCUAGCACUACCAGUGGUUUCCGCCUCUAAUUCUAAAUACCCACUUCAACAGUAUAAAGCUAGGAAGCAAUAA
Messenger RNA from Lactuca saligna, 708 nucleotides. The record is from the annotation of a GenBank genome assembly. Lineage: Eukaryota; Viridiplantae; Streptophyta; Magnoliopsida; Asterales; Asteraceae.